Molecule: messenger RNA, 6335 nt
Organism: Nematostella vectensis (starlet sea anemone)
Lineage: Eukaryota; Metazoa; Cnidaria; Anthozoa; Actiniaria; Edwardsiidae
Source: RefSeq, a predicted model, not a curated record
GGAUGAACGCCUGGAAGAUAUUGGUAAAAAAGCAAAAUGUUUCAAGAGUUCCGUCAACAUUUGGCAUUUUACUUCUUCUUUUACAACUAACUAAUGUCGUCUGUACAUACUUGGCAAGCACCAGUAGACCAACCCGACGAUGAAAGUUUAAAGGAACUAGUCUCUUCUUUCUUAAUCGCUGAAGAGCAUGCAUGGCUUAGUUGUGGUACCCCGCUCUUAAAUUCGACAACGUCCCGAGGAAGUACGGGCACAAGAAAUCCAACAGACGAAAACGAGGUGACCGGCAACCCGGGGCUGGCUUUGUUAAGGCAUGGACAGAAUAUCCAUAACAUUCAUAAGUAUUUCCAAAACCUUGAACCUCACCGGUACUGUUUAAGCCUUACAGCAAAGACAAAGAAACUUGCUCACCCAUAUGCCACUGUCAGACUGGUGCGAGGGGAUAGCCACCAUGAGCCACUUGAUCAAGCUACAUCCUCUCAUAUCUCUUAUCAGCAAGAACGGCAACUCAGAGAAAAGGAUCCAGAGUUUGAGCUGUUUGAAAUGGCCACUCAUUGUGCGCUUUUCCCAGUUCUUGGUGCCCCACCCACCCCGUCUCCAUACUCGCCCACCCCAGCUGUUCCAACUUCCCCAGAUGAUGGAGAAAGGCGCAGAGUGUUCUCAUUUGGCUCAGUACCUUUGAAUACAGGUUUUGAAGAUUCAUCGUACAGUCCACCUUCACAGUUGGCCAAUUCCACAUUACCUCCAGGUGCAUCUGAUAACUGCCAAAGGGAGUACUGUGUGUCACCUGAGCCAGUGGUUCCAAUACACUCGGACAUGCUCCGAGACCUGGUGUGCAAGGCAUUUUGCAUCAGCAAUACACGACAAUUGUACCUGGAGAAAAUAGUGAAGGAAAAGCACCUGCCAAAGUCACCAGACCGGGUACUUGUGGAAGGACUUCUGUUGCAACUCUCCCUACUUGAAACAAACCGCCAUCCAUUUUACCGAGUACAAGCUUUCCUAGAUAAGAAUGGUUACAGUGAAUGGUUGAUACAGGAGAAGGAGCAGAUUUCCCGGCGCAUCAAAAAUUUUUGGCAUUUCCCCCUGCCUCCAAUGCAUAACCUGCCUUUACACAUCGUUGAUGCACAUGAGCAGUACAAAGUGCUCUUGACAAAGCUCAUAAGACACGAAAGCUCCAACAAAACUCCUCAUUCUGUCUUUGGCGAUGUGACUCCAACAGGUCCUCUGUCGCCAUCAUCUUGUCGUCUUCUGAAGGAGUUUGCGUUAAGAUAUGGAGUUGGGGAAUUGUAUCGAAGGCUUGUUCACCUCAAGUACAUGGCAGAGCAUUUUGAGAGUGAAGCGUGGUACAUCAAGCAUGUGACGGAUCUUCUUGAGAACGUGAUGAGCCUUGUAACAAGGACAACAGAGAUUUAUGUGAAGGAAGAGCUCAUCAUGCUGCUACAAAUCCUUACCCUGCUUCUGAGAAAUUCCAAGAACUGCCUUACACACAUCAGGCGACUUUUCCCCGAUAACGUCCCUCCAGGAGCCGUCUCUUCAUUGGUGACCAUGGCAGCACUCGUUAACGAGGCCGGCGAGUUCCUUAAGAUCAUGUUUCCAGUGGUGUUUGUAUCUGUGCGGGAAGCUAUUGAAUUUGCACAGAGUUUAUAUGAGGAGCCGUUUUCUUGUCAGCUCGAGAAACUGUUAAAGGAAGAGAUGAAGGGCCGUUACGAUAGGUUUAAGGUAAUAGCAAUGGACGAGUUGCAUGGACACUGCUACUCAACGUACCUGUCUCCUCGCCUGCUCAACAUCAUCAUACUGAAUAUCAGAGAUGAGGUCAACACGUACAGGGCCCACUACAAACAAGAGUUUGAACGGUACGUGGACGUGGUUGAGCUGGCGAUAGCUACUCAUUACCGGCUGCUAAUGCAAGAUGUGCUAGAGUUGUGCCAGCAGUAUGUCAGCGGUAGUGACCCAUCGGAAGUCGACCUACCCAUGCUUAGUCUCGCUUUUAGACUGUCGGCGAUAGACCAGGAAUGGUGCAAGUACAUCUCGCCAAGGUCGCAGCUUUGGCGAGGCCCGUACCUAGGUCUAGCCCUGAUAUGGCUAGAAGCAGUAGGCAAACACAUCCAAGAUUAUCUACCUCAAUUCCUGCGCAAUGACAAGUGGAAGACGGUUGAGGUACCAAGGGCUACGCGGACAUUUCCAGAGGCCAGGCCGCCAGGUUUUUUGUCUGUUUCUCCAAUGGAGAAAGCUGCAAGUCGAAUAUCUAUCACCCAAUCCGAGAGGUCAGCAUUCCGCGCUCCGCAACAAAAGCCGCGAGAAGCGCAGCUUAGAUUGCAGAGAAGUCGACCUGCCCCAGUCCCUAGCAUGAUGCAACGAUACAGGAUGACUACAUCUUAUCCUGAUGUCUCUGCCUCUCUACCAGAGAAACGCAGUAUCGAGGCCCAGGGCCCCCUCUCACAUAAGUUUGGCUCAGACACAAAUCUCGUUCACUACGGGAAAGAUCAUACUAAGAUGACCAACCAAGAAUUCAAAGAACAGUGCGAAUUUCACCCUAAAGCUCUACAAGCUCAACACGGACAUGCUACCGAUAAAGGGCAAGAAAGGGAGGGGCAAUUUGCUUCCGAAGAAAAGACUCAGCGUAUUGAAGAUAUUGAUUCGAGCACAUUACUCGAAUACUCCUCACAGCUUAGUGAACGAGUCACUUCGCAUGAAGACUCUCAACGUAGAACUAGUGAGCGAGUCACACCCUACGCGAAUCGUGAUUCGAGUAGCCCGGACUCCACUCAUUCGUCUGACUCGCUUGAGUUCGUUAAGGACAAAUGGACCAAAGAAAGGAAUCAAUCGGCGACCAGAUCGAGAAGCGAUUCACCGAGCGUUCCUGACGAGGGCCAGAAACACCCUGGAGAUUCUUCUGCUAUUCUCCGACCAGUGGCAAACCGAGUGCGCCCACGACUGUCAGAUCCCAGCACCGUAGGUCGGACAAACACAUCUAGCUCCACAUUGCGGUCAUCGGAUAUACGUGGAUUAUGCAUACGGCGAUCAAAGCUGAUCGACACAGACGCAUCGACUGAGUACAGUAGUUGUCGGACCACAAGCGUCGCAGGCUCCUUUGCCACCGCGCGGGAGGACAUUAGUGACGACUCCUGCUCGACUCAAAGCUCUGGCUCAGAGGCUGGGUACGAGACUUCAAUCAGCUCUAACGGGAGCGAUACUCCGCCGUCAGUGAGCGCGCGCGCGUGCGACGUGGCAUCACAAGACCAGCAAAGACGCAAAGUUCCUCUGACCAGCUCUGUCGUAGAUGUGCUUUGUUGCGUACACAGGGUAACCGCGUUUACAUGUCAUCUAAGCAAAGUUCUUUGUCCAUCGACGAUGGGCGCGGAAGAAGACACGUUAUACAUCUGGGAUACGGUAAAGGAGAUGAAAACGAGACUCUGCCGGAAGCUCUUGCAGGUAAUAUGGUCACUCGUGGGGCUUUACGCUGAUCAUGUGAUCAGCCUAGAGACGUGUGGACUCACCGCUGACCAGAAGGCUGAAGUGCUCGAUGAGCUCCUUGCCAGACACCUGGAGACCGAGGAAGGAUCGCGAACACUUGCGGGAUGCCAAUUUGAGCAUGGACUGAACCGGAAGUGUAGUUUGUGCUCGCCAGGCUGGAAAACCCCACCGGGGGCUCGACUCAGUAACAUCAUCGUCUUACAUAAACUGUUGUCAUGGCUACAAGACAGAGUGACGUCAUCGCUUAGUUGUCUAGACUUGUUGCCUGGGCGUGGCGAGCUGUCAGUCAAAAGUGAGACAUAUUGUAAAGUUGGACCUACUUCGGAUGGUCAUGAUGGUACGUGCUGUGUGGAUGAAGCCCGUUCACUGGCUGACCCAAUAGAAAUAGACACAGAUGGCGUGUCCCCGUGUGAACGGGAGCUUGUACAGGUUGAGGCUGCUCACAUCAGACUUAUAGCUUUUAGGUUGGACCAGUUUUUCAAUCAGAUGCUUCACACGCUCCUCAGCCUCUCUCUGCCAGCCUUCGAUUUGCACAAGCGCCUGCAGCCAGCCUCGGAGUUUCUCAAUCGCCGGCUUUCCUCUCUCCGGCAAGUCAUGUUUCCGGAGUGCUUCAGUGACUUGUUGGUUUGCCUGUGGACGCAUUUGGCACAGGGUUUCAGUGACGAAGCAAAGUGUCUUAAGGAGAUGGAAGGCCGCGCCUCGAAUCACGCCAAGCUCCUCUUACAAGCCUUAGCCUACUUCAUGCAGUUUUUCCAUGGCCAAGGUGAUGGCUUAGAUCUCGAUACGCUAUCUGCUACUACGGAGGAUGUGUCAAAGCACCUUGAGCUCUACACCAGCACCACUGCGAGGCUGAUCCGCAUGUACCGCUGGCUCGCCAGACAGAUGUUCCAAAUCGAGCGGCUGUCUCGUGCAGACGACUUCUACUCAUCGGUCAGCAGUUGCUCCCACCAGAGUCACGCACAUGAGCCCGCAGACACUCUGAUCCAGGCCUUGCGGACGCAGCUUCACGCCACGCGCAAGUGCUUCUCGGGCUCGCAGUUCGUGGACUGGGUACGAGAGUACGUGAAUGUCCACGGUUAUGACAGUCUUGGUGUGUGCAUCGGCAGCACGGACACGGAGACUGGACUCGAGUUAGGGCAUCACCUAUUAGAGAGGAACCUCCUGAUCUGUCUUGGCAGUCGCCGUGACAACCAACAGCCCUCAUCUGACUCCCGUGAUGACGUGGAGUACACAAUGGAUACCGAAGAGGUGUCUGUGUCCCUUCCCGACAGGGGGAGGGGUAGUGUGGUGGUUUGGGACCAGCCUUCCCAAGGGCAUAUCAGUGUCAACCAGGUGUCGGUAUCCAAGCGCUCGCAUCGCCCCGGUGGCUCCCCAAGCAAUAGCUCUCACCCCAGUUCCCCUCGGCCGCCUUCUCGCUCCACCACCCUCAGUCCUGAAUUGCUAGACAGCACGGAGGACACUGACUAUCGCGGGCUCACGGACACCGUGGAGUCCAUCAUUUACCGUGCAACAGGCAGCCAAACGGAGUCUAUGGAUUUCUGCAAUAGCGACUACGUCUAUUACACUUUUAUGUGUGACGACGAAGGAAAUGAAUACGAAUUCAAGUACAAGCUCGAUUUCAUGGACAGGUUCACAAUCAAACGCAAGCUACAGCAGAUUUUGUGCGUGCUAAACUCUCGCAAAAGCCAAGACAUUGAGGCGAAGCUAUUCCUACGACGCCUGCCACCAACCACUGUCUCAGAAGCCAUUGGCGAGCACGCAACUACAGGCUGCUUCCACAUGUGAAUCCACUACCUGUGACUUCCUUUCUCCCUCUGAGGCCAUUGGCGAGCAUACAAGUGAAUGUGGCUUCAACAUGUGAAUCCACUACCUGUGAUUCCCUUUCUCCCUCUGAGGCCAUUGGCGAGCAUACAAGUGAAUGUGGCUUCAACAUGUGAAUCCACUACCUGUGAUUCCCUUUCUCCCUCUAAGGCCAUUGGCGAGCAUACAAGUGAAUGUGGCUUCAACAUGUGAAUCCACUACCUGUGACUCCCUUUCUCCCUCUAAGGCCAUUGGCGAGCAUACAAGUGAAUGUGGCUUCAACAUGUAAACCCAAAUGCCUGUGACCCUCCCAAGGCCAUAGGCAAGCAUAUGACCAGUCUGCUUUAUAGUGCUUUAUGGUUUUAAAAAGUCAGCCAAUCAGCAUGCGAGAAUCACAGUUGUAAUUGACGCGAACUUGGUAACUAGGAGAAUUUCUUACAGUACUGACAGAAAGUAAUGCAACCGAAAACUGACGAAUUUCGCCGAAAAUUUGUCUAUUGUUUUGAACCGAAAUUUCGUGUACCUUAGCCGAAAAUUCGGCUAUAUUUUUUUCGGCAGUUUGCGCCAUCCGAAUUUUCAGCAUCCGAAAUUUCGGUGAAGUUAAUGGUUAUUGCGCCAUUCUGAUUCGCACUGGAGCAUUUCUUUGCCACCCUGAUUUUGCCAUUGAAGUUUAUGUCGAUCAUAUAGCACCGUUUCCUUAUCCCCAUUGGCUUACUUUUUUAAACUGUCAAGGUGGCCACGGUAGCACGCGUCGCACGGUAAUAUCGGGACCAUGAAAGUUCUGGGACUUGUUGUGCGAAGCACGCUACAGUAGCAAUAGGGUGGCGGGGGGGGGGGUCCAAAAGUGUGGGUGAGGGAGGGGGGGAGGCAGCACUAAUCGCGCUGUAAAAUUUCUUCUUUUUCGGUGGGUCGUGUCUUAAAGUAUUUGCCUUAAAACUGUAAAUCAAACUAUAAAUUAAGGUAAUAUGUAACGAAGUAUUAAGGUAUAUCGAAUCCCAAUAAAAUAUUUUUGUAUUAACAAAUUUGAGAGGGUGUUUUGUAGACAAUAAAGCGCUUGACAUGUU